GCAACUGCCAAUGUGGAUCGAGCGCUGUGGUGGGCCAGUCGCCGCCUCACGAGGACGUUGAACAGUCCGCGGCAGAGAGCGACUCGGUAACUUCGGAAUGUCAAUACUUGUAUGUUAUAGACGACAGUGUGGAACUCACUGAUGGGGCACUGUUGGAUAUUCGGAGUGGAACACUAGCGUAAAGAGCGCCAUGUAGACAACAGGAGAAAGAUGGCAGCGAGGGUACACGGUCCUUUCCUCUUAUGACGAUGUUAUCCCUAUACGCCAUCAUUGCCGUCCCGUUUCUGAUGGCAGUCAUCGGCUCCCUGCUUCUGAGUCUCGCCGUCCGAAUACAUAGCUUCUUCCGGUCACGUGCCUACCUCCCAAAGCUCCACUACAGGGAAUCUACGCUUACGCGACACCUACUCAGCAAGUGUCGUCUGCGAGAGAGGGUAUUUUCGCCCUCGUUUUGGAUACGCAAUCCUCACGUGCAAUCAGUUCUUGCAGCAAUAUGCCCUUCAUUUGAUGUCAAUUUCGACAGGGAGUACUUGCAAAUGAGAGACAAGGGAGUUGUCGCCCUUGAUUGGGUUGUGAGUGUUCAGCCAAAGAUCAAAAGGAAAAGGACUAUUUUGCUAAUCAUUCCCUCUAUAACAGGAAGUGCGCUAGGUGUUUCAGCACUGUGUUACGACGCCACGCAACGUGGAUUCAAAGCUGUGGUAUUCAACCGCAGGGGACACGGCGGAAGCGUACUAACAACAGCCAAACUACAAAGUUCCGGCGACCCUUCCGAUUUACGGCAAGUCGUAAAAUACAUCAGGUUAAAAUUCCCGCGGUGUAAGUUAGCAGCUGUGGGAUACGGAACGGGGUGUGGUCUGCUGAUUUCCUAUCUAGGCGAGUUCGGAUCCUCGGCUCUCAUAUCCGUGGGCGCAUGCGUGUCUCCGUGUUACGAUGCAUGUGAACGAUUCUCAAUGUCGAUGAGAAGUAUGUAUGACUACAUGUUCCUGCUGUUCCUCAAGGUCAUCCUGUGUCGCCACGCACGGGCCUUGUCAGGCACUGUGGACGUGAAACAGGCUCUCAAAGCCUGGACGUUUCAUAAAUACGAAGAGGAUGUGUAUUGUCGAAUAUAUGGCUACGAGAGUAUGGAUGAGUUCUGGGAAAGGAAUAAUCCCAUCCGUGAUGUGGAUGACAUAUCCGUGCCUGUGCUGUGUAUUAACAGUUUAGACGAUCCAUUCUAUGCCAAGAGUAAUAUACCUUAUGAUCUCUUUAAAUAUUAUCCCAACUUUUUACUGGUGGCGACAGAGAAAGGAGGACAUUGUGGAUUCUUAGAAGGAUUUCCUCCCAAAUCAUGGGCAGAUAACCUGUGCCUGGAUUACAUAGAAGCUGUGUUUGAAUUCACUACUAAGGGCUACGGCGUAAACAACCGUGGUGCCGUUCGGUCAACGAUAUGAGAUUUUCAAGAGGUUAAUGAUCUUAGGGACCGUUCAGAAUUUAUGGCUAGGGGGGAUGAUGAUGAGUUUAAGGGGG
Molecule: messenger RNA, 1503 nt
Organism: Haliotis rubra (blacklip abalone)
Lineage: Eukaryota; Metazoa; Mollusca; Gastropoda; Lepetellida; Haliotidae
Product: protein ABHD15-like
Exons: 2
Coding region: 243-1427 (394 amino acids)
Molecular function (GO): short-chain carboxylesterase activity; monoacylglycerol lipase activity
Source: RefSeq, a predicted model, not a curated record